AGUGGUUGAGUGUUGGGAGGGAGGGCUGCGUGAGUGCCAGGGGGCGGGGGCGGGGGCGGGGGCGGAGAUUCAGCGCGUGUAUGUAAAGGUGCAGCCCGUGUGCGAGGGUCUGGGUGCGCGCGCGGUGUCUGGCUGGGUGCGCGCGCGCGCCGCUGCCCGCUUGCUAGCCUGCUAGGGCUGCUCGGUGGGUUUGACCCGCGAGCGGGCGUAGAAAAGCUGGAUCCCAGAUCACGUAGAGACCAUCACGGAAACUGCAGCUCCGGUCGUGGCGCGAAGGGCUCCGCAUUAGGCGCUGGGCUCCAGAGAUUAUUUAUCUUUAUUCAGAAGCAUAAAGUUCUUUGCUGAUUGCAAGAAGAUGUUUCUUUGGCUCUUUCUGAUUUUGUCAGCACUGAUUUCUUCGGCAAAUGCAGAUUCUGACAUAUCGGUGGAAAUUUGCAAUGUGUGCUCCUGCGUGUCAGUUGAGAAUGUGCUCUAUGUCAACUGUGAGAAGGUUUCAGUCUACAGACCAAAUCAGCUGAAACCACCUUGGUCUAAUUUUUAUCACCUCAACUUCCAAAACAAUUUUUUAAAUAUCCUCUAUCCAAAUACAUUCUUGAAUUUUUCACACGCAGUAUCCCUGCAUCUGGGAAAUAAUAAACUGCAGAACAUUGAGGGAGGAGCCUUUCUUGGGCUCAGUGCAUUAAAGCAGUUGCACUUGAACAACAAUGAAUUAAAGAUUCUCCGAGCUGACACUUUCCUUGGCAUAGAGAACUUGGAGUAUCUCCAGGCUGACUACAAUUUAAUCAAGUAUAUUGAACGAGGAGCCUUCAAUAAGCUCCACAAACUGAAAGUUCUCAUUCUUAAUGACAAUCUGAUUUCAUUCCUUCCUGAUAAUAUUUUCCGAUUCGCAUCUUUGACCCAUCUGGAUAUACGAGGGAAUAGAAUCCAGAAGCUCCCCUAUAUUGGAGUUCUGGAACACAUUGGCCGUGUUGUUGAACUGCAACUGGAAGAUAACCCUUGGAACUGUAGCUGUGAUUUGUUGCCUUUAAAAGCUUGGCUGGAGAACAUGCCAUAUAACAUUUACAUAGGAGAAGCUAUCUGUGAAACUCCCAGUGACUUAUAUGGAAGGCUGUUAAAAGAAACCAACAAACAAGAAUUAUGCCCCAUGGGCACAGGCAGUGAUUUUGAUGUGCGUAUCCUGCCUCCAUCUCAACUGGAAAAUGGCUACACCACUCCCAAUGGUCACACAACACAGACAUCCUUGCACAGAUUAGUGACCAAGCCACCAAAAACGACAAAUCCUUCCAAGAUCUCUGGAAUCGUGGCAGGCAAAGCCCUCUCCAACCGCAAUCUCAGUCAGAUUGUGUCUUACCAAACAAGGGUGCCUCCUCUAACACCUUGCCCGGCGCCUUGCUUUUGCAAAACACAUCCUUCAGACUUGGGACUGAGCGUGAACUGCCAGGAGAAAAAUAUACAGUCCAUGUCUGAACUGAUACCGAAACCUUUAAAUGCCAAGAAAUUGCAUGUCAAUGGCAAUAGCAUCAAAGAUGUGGAUAUCUCAGACUUCACUGAGUUCGAAGGACUGGAUUUGCUCCAUUUAGGCAGCAAUCAGAUUACAAUGAUCAAAGGAGAUGUAUUCCACAAUCUUACUAAUUUACGCAGGUUGUAUCUCAAUGGCAAUCAGAUUGAAAGACUGUAUCCGGAAAUAUUUUCAGGCCUUCAUAACCUGCAGUAUCUGUAUUUGGAAUACAAUCUGAUUAAGGAAAUCUUAGCAGGCACCUUUGACUCCAUGCCAAAUUUGCAGUUACUGUAUUUAAAUAAUAAUCUCUUAAAGAGCCUGCCUGUUUACAUUUUUUCUGGAGCACCCCUUGCUAGACUGAAUCUGAGGAACAACAAAUUCAUGUACCUCCCUGUCAGUGGGGUCCUCGAUCAACUUCAGUCUCUCACACAGAUUGACUUGGAGGGCAACCCAUGGGACUGCACUUGUGACUUGGUGGCAUUAAAGCUGUGGCUGGAGAAGCUGAAUGAUGGGAUUGUUGUGAAAGAACUGAAAUGUGAGACACCUGUUCAGUUUGCCAACAUUGAACUGAAGUCCCUCAAAAAUGAAAUCUUAUGUCCCAAACUUUUAAACAAGCCAUCUGCACCAUUUACAAGCCCUGCACCUGCUAUUACAUUCACCACUCCAUUGGGUCCCAUUCGAAGUCCUCCUGGUGGCCCCGUGCCUCUAUCUAUUUUAAUCUUAAGUAUCUUAGUGGUCCUCAUUUUAACUGUUUUUGUUGCUUUUUGCCUUCUUGUUUUUGUGCUGCGACGCAACAAGAAACCUACCGUGAAACACGAAGGGCUGGGGAAUCCUGAGUGUGGCUCCAUGCAGCUGCAGCUAAGGAAGCAUGACCACAAAACCAAUAAAAAGGACGGACUGAGCACAGAAGCUUUCAUUCCACAAACUAUAGAACAGAUGAGCAAGAGCCACACCUGUGGCUUGAAAGAGUCAGAAACCGGGUUCAUGUUUUCAGAUCCUCCGGGACAGAAAGUCAUUAUGCGAAAUGUUGCCGACAAGGAGAAAGAUUUAUUACAUGUGGAUACCAGGAAGAGACUGAGCACAAUUGAUGAGCUGGAUGAAUUAUUCCCUAGCAGGGAUUCCAACGUAUUUAUUCAAAAUUUUCUUGAAAGCAAAAAGGAGUAUAAUAGCAUAGGUGUCAGUGGCUUUGAGAUCCGCUAUCCAGAAAAACAAGAUAAAAAAAACAAGAAGUCCCUGAUAGGUGGCAACCACAGUAAAAUCGUUGUGGAACAAAGGAAGAGUGAGUAUUUUGAACUGAAGGCGAAACUUCAGAGUUCCCCUGACUACCUACAGGUCCUUGAGGAGCAAACAGCUUUGAACAAGAUAUAGGUCAUGCAAUCUAACUUCAUACAGAGGACAUUUAUUUAAUGAUGAAAGUGCCUUUUGUUGACUCCUAAUUUCCAAAUACUAUAUUAUCAAUAGGCAUAGAGGCAGGUGUUUCCAAGGGUGUCUCAUUAACUGUAGCUGCAAAGAUGUGUCAAGUAGAAGAGACUUUCCUUAAUAGAUUUUACUACAUAAAACCUAUACUGUGGAGUCCUGUGGGGAUACUGCAAACUCUAUUGCCAAAGGGAUGCUUUAUACACAAAAUACACUGAAUUUAACCUCAAGAGGCAAAUCCGUUUUGUACCCCAAUGCAAAACCUUCGUCUCUUUGUGCUUUGUAAAGCAAACUCAAGAAAACUGGUACCAGUGUUUGUACCUCAGCUGGGUCCUUCAUCUUGCACGUAGAUUAAGUUGGUGGAACUGGAAUAAUCCUUUUGAUUUGUGGCAUUGUAACAACUCUGUGUAAAGAUUAUCUGAAAAGU
Messenger RNA from Marmota flaviventris (yellow-bellied marmot), 3341 nucleotides. NCBI's taxonomy places the organism in Eukaryota, Metazoa, Chordata, Mammalia, Rodentia, Sciuridae. The record is from RefSeq and is a predicted model, not a curated record.